AAGUAUGAUCAGCGAACAAGCAAAAAUAAUUUGCAAAAUGUGACAUUUUUCAUCAAUUAUCCUUAAGUGAUAACGGACCGAUUUUUCACUUCAUAGGUUUUACUGGUUAUGAAUAGCCUACACCAUGCUUCUGAAAGAAUAUCGAAUAUGUAUGCCAAUAUCAGUGGAAGAGUAUCAUAAAGGUCAACUUUACAUGAUAGCGAAGCAUAGUAAUGAGCAAAGCGAGAAAGGUGAUGGUGUGGAAGUGGUGAAGAAUGAACCUACUGAAGAUCCGGUGCAUGGCAAGGGCCAGUACACAGAGAAAAGGAUUCAUUUACUAAGUCGUUUACCUGGUUGGAUUAAAGCAAUGUUGCCAGUGUUCUGUUAUGUAACAGAAAAAGCCUGGAACUACUAUCCAUUUACUAUCACAGAAUAUACUUGUUCAGUGGUUCCUGGGUUCAGUAUACAUAUCAAGUCAUGUUAUGAAAACAACAAUGGAUCAUCAGAAAAUUGUUUGAACUUACCUGAGGAUCAGUUAGAGAGAGAGGUGGUUCACCUUGAUAUUGCCUAUGAUGAAUUCCCUGAGAAACAUUAUAAAGAAUCUGAAGACUGUAAAAAAUUCAAGUCAGUGAAAACAGGACGAGGACCAUUGGAACCAGGUUGGAGGGAUGCCACCGAUCCGAUAAUGUGUUCAUAUAAAGCAGUUGAAGUGAAGUUUGAGCUUUGGGGUUUCCAAACGAGAGUUGAGGGUUUCACUCACAGUGUUGUUAGGGAUAUUCUACUUGUUGGACACAGACAAGCGUUUUCCUGGAUCGAUGAAUGGUUUGGCAUGAGCAUUGACGAUAUCAGAAAUUAUGAAAACAAGAUGAAUGCAGAGACCAAUCAAAAGGUUAUGCAGGCGGAAUUGCUGCCCUCAUCUACCGCUACUGAGGUGCCAGUUGAAACAUAACGUCAAAGCUGGCAAUCAUAUGCAAUCUUAUGACUGUUCUGAGAUGGCAUCCUCAUUUCCCUGUUCAAAAUUACUCAAGUUCUAUAUUUGUUUGAAGUGAUGUUGGCUGCAUGAUGUUUCAGAAUUAGAAUCAAAACUGGUACUCAUUUGGUUCAAUAAUUCAAACUGAACAGAACAUACAUGUCUAACGUUUUUCGUAUUGAUUUUAAAACUCCUCGAUUCUAAAAAAACCGAAUGUUGACUGUUCAAAGACACGCCAUGACAAAAACAAAAUUCUAAAUUGCUUGUUUGUAUGUUGCUCGAGCCUUUCAUCAUAAACUUGAAGCAACGAUACCCAGCAAUAAUACAACUUUAAAUUGAUGAAAAAUGCUCACAAUAAUAGGUUACCUUGUUUGUAUCUGUAUAUUGAUAUUUGAUGUUAAACAAUAUUUGGUGUAUUCAAUCAGGGAUAAUAGUGUGCAGGGUACAGUUAGUUAUUCACAGGUUAAGUUAUGUCAGAAAGACUGUCUGCAUGCAAUGUUCAUCUUAUUCACAUUCCAUUUCACUAUUCCUCUCAAAUGGAAUGGGAGGUCUAGUGAGUCGGGGAAGUUAAUUCUUUGGUUUAGAGCCUGACUUGGGCCAAACUUUCAGUACUGUAGCUCUCUAAAGGAAAAUGAAGUAAUGCCAAGUUGUUGACUUUGCAUGGCAGCUAAGUGUCUUACUCUUCUCACUUGGCUAUGUGGAUAGAGUUGUAUUGAGUUGUAUAAAGUAAGAUAGCUGUAAGGCAAGGGGCUUGAUGGAUCAUAAUGGUGAAAUGGCUGGUGCAAUUUUCUGUUAGUGCCUUAAACUUGGUUCACAGUUUUGCAUAAUAAAUGACAGUGCGCAUAUGCUUAUAGUUGCUUCUUAUUGGGGAAGCGCAGGCGUAGUGUACAAAGAAAAUUACAUGGAAUCGUUUUGGUGCUUUAUGGUGGUUUCUUCUCCCUGAAGCUUAUUAGAAUAUCAUUCCAUAUCAUCCAAGGGAUUUUAGUUUUACUGUUUCUGUUGCAUGUUACAACAAUGAACUGAAUUGGUUAUAGAAGUCCAGUGUAUAUUGGAAAAAAUUGCUUUUAGUGUAUGAAGGAAUUUACCAUCAUUAUCAUAUUUACCAGUGGGUAACGAUGAAAGAAAAUAUAAGGUUUGAAGAAAGUUAGUUGAAUACGCAGAAAUACUCGUUGAAUUAUUUGACAAAUAUUGUCACAUCUUUGAUUGUCGUGGGGGCUGUACAUUAGGUAAGUAAGAGACACUGAUAUAUGUUGUGGGGAAGUGAUGACAGACUUGUUAUGGUGCCGGGAGAUGAAUGUGCAUGUGUGAAACAAGGGGAAGACAGCACAAAAUCUGGCACAAAAUCUGAUACAGGUUUAUUUCUGAAUGACAUCAAUUCCAUUAGAAAAACUUGCACUUGACAUAAAAACACCAGAGAAAUGUGAGUAACAGCAAAGUUGUUGGGUAGGUAUCAUUGAUAUUUGUGACAGGUCACCAGGGACUUCAGCUGUAAAAAAAUAUAGUGACCCACUAUUUAUGAGAUGUAGUUCUUUGUUUCCCUUUCAUAACCAAACAACUAAUGAACUAUGCUGCUAUUUAUGGAACCUGUUGUUGGAUUGAGUACAAGUGCACAACAGCUGUGAUGUAAGAAAUGAUAAUGUUAGUUGGUUUGUGACAUUGCUGAAAUGUUGAGUGCUAGUUUUAUUUGGUUUACUGUUAACUUUAGAAUAUUUAUCAUUGGGUACAUUUGUUGUUUUCAUUGUACAUGUAGUUUACAAUUGUGAUUAUUGGUUUUAGAUGUCAUUUUAGUUGUAGUUCUUGAUUCAUUGAAAUCUUUCUCAUCUGAACAAAACAAGUGAAGAUUAGAGUUCUAAAAUGGAUUUUAUCAAAAUGAAAUGGAUAUCGGUUGGUUGAGUAUCUUGACAUUAAAUAUAAUGAGAGAAGCAGUAACUGUAGAGGUUUAUUCAUAAAGGUAGUGAUAAUUCAAACAAUAACGGAACAUGGUGAUUUCUUGAAUCACACAAAUGCUCAUGAAAAUUUUGAUGUGGUCAAUUCUCCCAAGGUUUAAACCACACACCCUUUCUUUCCCUCUCCAAAAGCAGAGGUAGAUUGACUUACUGAAUGCCUUCACUCGUGUAAGGCGACAGAGAUCCUGUUGACCAGUUUUGGCGGACUCCAAAUUUGUACAAAAACAUCAAGCCAAGAAAUUGUUAGCUGUCAGUAAUUCACGAUCCACCUCAUCUGUAUCCCCAUGUUACUCUAGAUGAUUCCAGAUAUUUUACACCACAUUAUAGACACUAUUUACAACUACUGCCUGACUAGUUGCUGUCCAAAUCAUACAUUUAUAUAGAUAGAACCAAAUAAAAUUGUAUAUUAGAGUCUAAUGCAUUUCCGAGUUU
Messenger RNA from Lineus longissimus, 3327 nucleotides. RefSeq names its product cytoplasmic phosphatidylinositol transfer protein 1-like. The transcript is spliced from 8 exons. Lineage: Eukaryota; Metazoa; Nemertea; Pilidiophora; Heteronemertea; Lineidae. The record is from RefSeq and is a predicted model, not a curated record. Gene Ontology annotation, cellular component: cytoplasm. Gene Ontology annotation, molecular function: phosphatidylinositol transfer activity; phosphatidylinositol binding. Bases 125 to 928 code for a protein of 267 amino acids. Gene Ontology annotation, biological process: phospholipid transport.